GAUUUAUGGCAUCGCUCUGGUUCUUCUCCUUCACCAAAACCAGAGCAGAUCGGUAUUGACUAUUGGACUGAGACUCACAAGUCAUCUUCCAGAUUCGAUUUAGGUGAGUAGGUAAAUUGUUCAUAAUUUGAGCUAAAAUUAGAGAUUUGAGUGUUUCUCUAUUUCUCUCUCGUAUGGAUUUGUGCGGCGUUCCUCUCUCGAAACGACCAUCUCCGAUUGCGUCACUUCCAGAUGAAAUCGUGGUGGAUAUAAUAGCGCGUGUAUCAAGAUCCUAUUACCCAACAAUCUCUCUCGUUUCCAGACGUUUCCGAUCAAUCAUAACGUCGUCUGAGCUGUACAUGAGACGAUCCUUGUUACGUUGUGCCGAACACUGUCUCUAUGCUCUCCUCUACAACCCUAAAACCUGUGAUUACCGUUGGUACAUCCUCCGCCGCAACGGCUUUGUCCUUAUCCCUUGUCUUCCUCCUAUGCCUGCUCAUGGAAUCUUUGUUGCGGUUGGUUCAAAGAUAUACGUUUUGGGUGGUGUUUACGAUUCCAGUGCGACUUCGAGUGUCUUAAUCAUCGAUUGUGCGUCUCACACGGUGCAGCCUGUCUCUAGCAUUCCCAAGCCGAUGGCUGAUACGGUCGCUGGCACCAUCAACGGGAAGAUUUACGUGAUUGGUGAGUUUGAAUUGUCUAAAGGUGUGGUUUCAAAGAGUGUUAUGGUGUUGAAUAGAGAGAAACAAAUGUGGGAGCCUGAGAUGAUGAUGAAUCCAGGUGUGAAUAUAGGUCAGUUGUGGUCUGGUUGUGUGGUAAUGGAGGGUAAGAUUUACAUGAGGGAUUCGGUGAAUAGCUUUGUUUACGACCCAAAGGAGAGGAAAUGGGAAAUGGAGGAGAUGUUGAAUUCUAAGAAGUGGGAGUAUGCGUGUGUUGUUGAUGAUAUGUUGUAUUACUACGACUGUCGCAAGAACAAGUUAAGAGUGUAUGAUACAAAGCACAAAUGUUGGGGAGUGGUGAAAGGUGUGGAGAGAACGUCGGCUGAGCCUGAGCCGAGUCGUCUGAGUCUGCCAAAAUCUUCGUGGUGGUCGUAUACCAUGAGUUGCGGUGAGAAGCUGGUUGUGUUCUUGCCUAAAGAGAAAGACAGGACGAAGACAACAGGGAUUUGGUGCGCCGAGAUCGCACUCGAAAGACGCCAAGGUGGAGAGGUUUGGGGUAAAGUUGAGCGGUGUGCUGCUGUGAUUAAUGGUGAUUUUUUCUUUGUGAGAUGUUUAGCUGUUAUGGUUUGAUGCACAAAACUGAAAUGUGCUCUUUCCUAAAGGAGUGGAUUUGGUUUGUGUGGGAAUUGCAUUCAACCAAAGGAGGAGAAAUUUCAUGUUGUGGUUGGGAGCUAGUUGAUUUUAUUGGAUGUAAAAGUUAGAAGUACAAUCAAGUAUUUACUUGAUUCUUGGUUGUGCAUUGGGAGUUUAUCAUUAGCAGAGCGAUUUAGAAA
This is a messenger RNA of Camelina sativa (false flax), 1468 nucleotides long. The record is from RefSeq and is a predicted model, not a curated record. NCBI's taxonomy places the organism in Eukaryota, Viridiplantae, Streptophyta, Magnoliopsida, Brassicales, Brassicaceae.